AUGCUUGCCCUUCCACCACCACCUCCUCCACCACCCCUAGCCACAAGAAAACAAACCAAGCAAGUGUCUCCUGAUCAAAUUGUCAUAUCAAAACACCCCAUCAAACAACAUUCUCAGGAACCAGAAGCACCAAAUCAUGUUGCAACAAAGUCAAUUAGGCCACCACCACCAACUCUAAGGCAGCCUCCAUUUCAAAGGACCAACCCCAUCAUAUGGGUUGCUGCAGUGUUGUGCCUCAUAUUUAGCCUUGUGCUUAUCUUCUUUGGGGUUGCAACUUUGAUCAUCUUCCUAGGCAUCAAACCAACGAACCCCACUUUUGACAUCCCCAAUGCAAACCUUAAUUCAGUGUACUUUGACUCACCAGAAUACUUCAAUGGUGACUUCACCCUCCUUGCAAACAUCACCAACCCCAACAGGAAGAUUGAUGUGAGGUUUGAGUCCUUGGAUGUUGAACUUUUCUUCUCAGACAGGAUCAUAUCAACACAGUCCAUUCAGCCCUUUACUCAGAGGAGAAGGGAGAGCAGGUUGGAAUCACUGCACUUCAUAUCCAGUUUGGUUUUUUUGCCUAAGGAUCUUGGUGUGAACCUUAAAGGACAGGUGCAGGGUAACAUGGUCAAGUACAAUGUAAGAGGAACCUUUAAAGUGAGAGUAACUAUGGGGUUAUUCCACUUGUCUUACUGGUUUCAUAGCAGAUGCCAGAUAGAGAUGACGGCUCCACCAACUGGUGUCUUGGUGGCUAGGAAGUGCAUCACCAAGAGAUGA
This is a messenger RNA of Vigna unguiculata (cowpea), 762 nucleotides long. RefSeq lists its product as uncharacterized. Gene Ontology annotation, cellular component: plasma membrane. The record is from RefSeq and is a predicted model, not a curated record. Gene Ontology annotation, biological process: defense response to other organism. NCBI's taxonomy places the organism in Eukaryota, Viridiplantae, Streptophyta, Magnoliopsida, Fabales, Fabaceae.